This is a messenger RNA of Rhizoctonia solani, 2277 nucleotides long. Its product is annotated as Pumilio-family RNA binding repeat. Gene Ontology annotation, biological process: endonucleolytic cleavage in ITS1 to separate SSU-rRNA from 5.8S rRNA and LSU-rRNA from tricistronic rRNA transcript (SSU-rRNA, 5.8S rRNA, LSU-rRNA); ribosomal small subunit export from nucleus; endonucleolytic cleavage in 5'-ETS of tricistronic rRNA transcript (SSU-rRNA, 5.8S rRNA, LSU-rRNA). Lineage: Eukaryota; Fungi; Basidiomycota; Agaricomycetes; Cantharellales; Ceratobasidiaceae. The transcript is spliced from 10 exons. Gene Ontology annotation, molecular function: RNA binding. Gene Ontology annotation, cellular component: preribosome, small subunit precursor; nucleolus; 90S preribosome. The coding region runs from base 1 to 2277 and encodes 758 amino acids. The record is from RefSeq and is a predicted model, not a curated record.
AUGCCCAAAGAACACAGGAAACGAGGGAAGAAGAAGAAGGGCAACAAGGAGGUGAUUGAAAAUGAAGUCGAGCAACAGGUGGAAGAGCAUCAUGAGGAAUCCAAUCCCCAAUGGAUGGAAACAAAUGACGAUAUGAACCUAGAGGCACCAUUCGGAUAUGUGGACCCAGACGUUAAGGGUUACUUUAGGACAGUGGAUGCUCGUAUUCAAGAAUGGCAAUCACAGGAGCACUCUCGAGAUGAUACAAAUGAGGAAGGCAAUACUAAUGAAGACAAGCGAAUGUUUCUUGUAGCUGCAUUAUCCGAGUCUUCCGGUAAAGAGCUUCAACUUUCCACCGAUCCCGAUUGUUCUAUUAUCCUGGAGCGUAUGCUACACUCCAUAGACGACCUCGUCAUUCGCGUAUUCGCUGAUAGGUUAUGUGGAUCAUACGUCCAAUUGGCGCAGCAUCGUUUUGGAUCUCAUGUAUGCCAGACUUUGUUUGAAGUUGCCGCUUCGACUGUCUCUCGAGAGACCCGAGGACGCAUUGCAAAAUCUUCGGACCAAGAUAACAAUACUGGAGUCCUGCGUACAAUGACUGAACUUGUAAUUGCAAUAAGCGAGGAGCUACUGCCUUCCUUAUCACAUCUUAUUCUGGACCCAUUCGGAGCCCACGUAUUGCUCUCGUUUCUGGUCCUGCUUUCUCCUCAAAUUACUCGACACCCAGACUCAUCUCAGCCGAAUACAUCGCUCAUUCGAUCCAAGAAAAGUGCCGCUUACAAGUCCCGUCAGGGAUCCAUGAAGUCAAUACUAUCUUCUGGGUCCGAGCGGACUUCUACUGCGAUUGUUCCCGCAUUGUUUAAGGAUGUGACAAACAAAUUUGUCGACGGGUUGCGAGGUCUGACAGAUGCGAACGAAAUUCGGGCCUUUGCAGCAAAUAAGGUCGCCAAUCCCGUUUUGCAGGCAAUGAUCGACCUGGAAGCACAACAAGAAAAAUCCGACAUUCCGGGUUCGCUCAUUGAUAGUGUACUAAUGGGGAUGAUAUCGUCGCUAGCACAAGGAGACGAGCCCCAGGAGUCUGACUACGUCGGAACUCUCCUAAGAGACCCAACUGCAUCCCACUUGCUUGAAGCUCUAGUUCGGCACGCCCCCGGAAAGGCGUUUAAAUCUCUUUGGAGCCUAUAUUUCAACACUAAACUUGGAAGGCUCUGUUCACACCCUGUAGCAAAUUUCGUAGUCAGCAAGGCGAUCAUGCGCUUAGAUUCGUCAAAUUUCCUGGAAGCUCUGCAAGAAAUCGACCCAGUUUCGAGCAAAUUAAUCAAGACCGGACGAACCGGAGUAUUGAAGUCGCUUGUAGAUCAAGCUACUGCCCUCGGCGCCCACGAGGACGCAGUUAGUGAGAUGCUCUGUCGUGCAGUAGAUGUUGAAGAAUCCACAAUCCAAUUACUGGUACCGUGCUUACUGACAUUGAAAUCACGCAACGUUUAUAGCAAGUCGACAGGCUUGAACGAUGACCCAGAGGCCAAUUCGGGGCCAGCUGAACCUACUGUCCAAGGUGCUGUGAUCCUCCAAUCCAUGCUUAAACAAUCGGACCCACACAACCAACGGGUUAUACAAAGCAUACAUGCUCAGUCUACCGAUGAGAUUCUUAGUUUAUCCCGCCACCCAAUAAGCUCUCGCAUCCUUGAUGCUUUCCUGGACUCUUCCACGGUGCCCUUGCGAGACAAACGUAAAUUCCUGUUAGACUUGAUAGGGUCGUACCACACACUGGUCGACGACCGCAUUGGCAGCCGAGUCGGGGAUAGGUGUUGGACGUGCGCAGAUCCAUUCUUAAGAGAGAAAAUAGCCAAAUCUAUCUUGCCCCAUGAGAUAGCACUAUCAGCAUCCUAUUAUGGGAAGUAUUUUGCAAGAAACCUGCACCUCACAAUGUUGAAAAGAGACGCAGCUGCGUGGAGGGAUAUGCAGCGAGACCAGAAGAAAGCGGCAGCGGCAGCAUCAGCGGCCAAUAACAUCAAUGCCACAAAACCGCCUUCAAAAAUUGAUACCAACCCCACAGCAAGUGGAAGCGAUUCGACGCACAUCAAGAAACGCAAACGCCAUGCGACGGAUGAAGACGAACUCGAUGCGCUGUUUUCCAAAGCUUCAAAUUCCCGGAAAGCGUUUGGCCCGUCUAAAAGCGGGGAUGAGUUGGCCCCAGAGACCCAGGCUACCAAGACGGACGAUCCCCAACUCGAUGAAGUUCUUGGUGCUAUCAAAAAGGUAUCUAAAAAGGAGGGAAGAAGGAAGAACAAAAAAUCAUAG